Molecule: messenger RNA, 1539 nt
Organism: Neoarthrinium moseri
Lineage: Eukaryota; Fungi; Ascomycota; Sordariomycetes; Amphisphaeriales; Apiosporaceae
Exons: 8
Coding region: 1-1539 (512 amino acids)
Molecular function (GO): monooxygenase activity; heme binding; iron ion binding
Source: RefSeq, a predicted model, not a curated record
AUGACGCCGUGGACUGCGUUGAUCAUACUCAUCGUGUUCGUUGGUCUUUCCAAGGUCAUUUAUCGGUUAUGGCUUCAUCCUCUUUCCAAGUUUCCCGGCCCCAAGAUUGCAGCGGUCACUCAUCUCUAUGAGGUUGCUUGGGACUACUUUGGCAAAGGGGCAUAUCUCUACGAGAUUGAUCGAAUGCAUGCAAAGUACGGACCCAUUGUCCGGGUAAAUCCGGAGGAGCUUUCCAUCAAAGAUUCCGAAUAUUAUGACAAACUAUACGUUGGUGGAGCCAUUCGACGAACGAACGCGCACGCGAGUUUUGGAGAUGGCAUGGACUUCAAUGGCUCCCACGGGAUGACAGUUGAUCAUGACCAUCAUAGGCUGCGUCGGAAGCCCAUGGAGCCAUUUUUCUCGAAGACAGGGGUUACACGGCUAGAGCCUCGCCUUCAAGAACUUGUUGUGAUCUUAGUCCAGCGCCUGAAUGAACUCAAGGGUACGGGUCAAGUUGUCCGACUUGAUCAUGUAUUUACAGCUAUGGCGGGUGAUGCUGUCCAAACAAUUUGCGUUACACGCCCUGCAAUCUCGUUCCUCCGUCAUCCGGAUUUCAAUCCUGAUUGGUUCAACCUGUUUCAUACCCUAAUUCGCUCCAUGCCCCUUUUCAUGAACUUUGUUUCUAUCAUAAAAGUCGUGAGAUUGAUUCCUAAAUCUUUGUUGGUCCGGCUUGACCCGCGCAGCCAGAUGUUUCGUGAUUGGCGUAUUAUGUCGGUUGAGCACAUCAUCGAUGCUAAGAGGCGAAAGGAAAACGGGGGCGUAUUGGUUGACCCUGAAGACAAAAUGAAGUGCGAGACUCUCUUUGACCAUUUAGUGCACAGCGAUCUGCCCGAGUCCGAGCUUUCAACUGAGCGGUUGGCCUCAGAGGCGCAGGUCAUCAUGGGAGCAGGUACUGUUACGACAGCACGCACUAUGGAUUUUCUUGCGGUGCACAUUUUGUUAAACCGCGUCGUCCAUGAGCGACUACUGGAUGAACUCAGGGAACCCAUGAGAGAUUUCCCAGAACGGAUACCUAGCGUUGCCGAGUUAGAGCAACUUCCCUGGCUCCAAGCCUGCAUCAAGGAGGCUUUGCGUCUCAGCCCUGGUUUGACUCAUCGCUUACCGCGUGUCUCGCCUAAUGUAGAUUUGGUAUACAAGGAUUGGAUCAUACCAGCUGGGACGCCGGUAGGCAUGUCUGCGUGGUUCAUGCAUAUGGAUUCUGAAGUCUUCAAAGACCCUCAGCAGUAUCGCCCAGAACGAUGGCUUGGGGAUGUGACACCGCAGAUGCGCCGAAACUAUGUACCAUUCACCAAAGGCUCGCGGCGAUGUCUAGGAGUUGAUUUGGCGUACGCCGAAAUCAGCCUUGUAUUCGCAGCUCUGUUCAGUCCUCGAGCGCCACAAUUGAAGUUGUACGAGACCGACUCAUCCGACGCUGAUCCUGCAUGUGCUUUUCUCCUCCCAUUACCUCGGUUAGACAGCAAGGGCAUCAGAGUUACAAUAGAGGACCAGGCAGCCACAUAG